Molecule: messenger RNA, 1669 nt
Organism: Impatiens glandulifera
Lineage: Eukaryota; Viridiplantae; Streptophyta; Magnoliopsida; Ericales; Balsaminaceae
Product: protein REVEILLE 2-like
Exons: 5
Coding region: 93-1190 (365 amino acids)
Molecular function (GO): DNA binding
Source: RefSeq, a predicted model, not a curated record
UCCUCUUUCAUUCUCUGUCCUGUUCUUCUGAAAUUCUCAAAAAAUAUCAUUUUGUUUGGCUGAUUGGAUUCUCGAUAAACUACCUUAUAGACAUGGAUAUAAUACAGGAUCGAACUGAAGAAACUCAUGUUAAUACAGAUUUAGAUGAUCAAAUGUUUUUGGAUGUAAACACAAAGGAACCAUUUUCGCAAAAGGUUAGAAAACCGUAUACAAUAACUAAACAGCGUGAAAAAUGGACUGAGGAUGAGCAUAAGAAGUUCAUUGAGGCUCUCAAGUUAUAUGGACGGGCUUGGCGUCGAAUUGAAGGUUAUGUAGGCACAAAAACUGCAGUUCAAAUCCGGAGUCAUGCUCAGAAGUUCAUUUCUAAGGUUGUGCGUGAAUCAUGUAGCAGUGAAGCAGGCUCAGUGAAGGCAAUUGAAAUCCCACCUCCUCGGCCGAAGAGAAAACCUGUCCAUCCAUAUCCACGAAAAAUCAUUACGCCUUCACUCAAAGCAGGGAUUUCAGGUGUUCAAGAAGUUCUUGGGAGAUCCCCAUCUCCAAAUUUCAAUGCUGAAGAAGAAGAAGAAGAACAGCAAUCUCCUACUUCUGUAUUGUCUUCUGUGAUAGAUUCAACCACAACACCUAGUAGUAAACUGUCACCAGUUUCAUCCUUUACUCAAUCUCCCAUGAAACUGGAUUGUUCUGUACAAGGAAGUGAUGAGGACAAAGAUAUUUCGAUUAAGGAAAAACCAAUUCAGAGUCUUAAGCUAUUUGGUAAGACUGUUUUAGUUACUGAUUUCCAUACUCCUACAGAGGAGAAAGGAAUUACACCAGAUUCAUCGCCUGGAAACAUAAUUACCACGGUAAAUUACAUGGAUUUAGCUGAUGUUGGUUCUUCUGGAGGAGGCAUGAUGAACUUUCCUCUGAUCUUUCCCAUACAUGUCCCAUUUUCCACUAAGACAGCUGGAUCUUCCAUGAGUGGACAGACACAAGAUAAAGAAAUUCAGAAAGAAGGUUCUUGGACUGGUUCAAACACCGGUCCAUUGAACUCGAACUGGGAAACAGAGGCACACAGCCACCAACAGAGGCCGGAGAAGCGUUUGAAAGGUUUUGUUCCGUAUAAGAGAUGUGUUGAACAAAGGGAAAUGCAGUCACUCUCGAAAAUGAGAGAAGAUGGAAAUGAAGAUAGGAGCAUCCGUCUUUGUUUAUAGCCACAAUGGACUAAGAGCCCCUAAGUUGGCGGGAUAGCAAGUCCAUUACUGUUUCAAGCUUUACAAUGCCUGAAAUGCUGAAUAUAUGUUAAUAUGUGAAGGGGGGUAAAGCCUUAUGGCCUUUGGUAGCACGACACACUAAGGGUAUCUGAUUCUUCCGAAUUGUCUACUUACAUUCUUUAUGGAAUGGGUGGCGAAGGAAAGGAAAUUGUGUACGACAGUUACUGCAUUCAUCUUCUGGGCAAUUUGGACAAAGCGGAACAAGUAUUUUUUCACAGGUGUCUAACUCCCGGAUGAUUUGGACAAAAGCAAAGAGCGUGACGAUCGAGCAAGGAUUAAUCUGCACUCGAUGAUGUGAUUAAUAAAAUUGUUUUAUCUGUAAUUGGAGCUUAUUAGUUAUAAAUUGAGUUAAGACUCAAGACUCUUCAUACUGUAUAUUAUUAUUAUUAUGUUCAGUUAUUUUAUUUCUUCAAUUUGUA